AUGGGCGACCCUCAGAGAGGUCAAAUGCCUGAAAAGCCUCCAUGUUGUGCAAGUGCCGCCCGUGGCCAUUGCACUGGACAUUGCCCAAGAAUCGAAGACGUACUCUACUCCCAACGUAAAGGAAAGACAAACAAAGGUGCUCAGCGUUGGAGAUGUAAAGCCUGUGGUACAAAAUGGACUUCAAAAGGUAUUAUUAUACCACCAGUUGUUCCAGAUACUAUUGUAAAUUCAAUUGGCUAUGGAAGUGGUCCCGAGGAGAUAAGCCUUGAUUUGUCGGCCAGAACCACUAGACCGUACAAAAAGAGUAGAAUGUCAGAGGGUGGAAUCAUCUCGACAUCUCCUUCGCCAUUCCCUUCGUUGUUCAACUCGAACUCUCCGAAUGGCUCACCGAUUUCCUCGCCACCCUCGCCAACCCAAAUGAUUUCCACUGUGCCAAGCAACAGUAGAUCUCUGAUGCCUUCGAACAACAGUAAUAUUUCUGGAAGCUAUGUACCGAUACUACCAACUCAAGCAUCAUCAAACCAUCCAUCUCAACAACAGCAACAGCAACAACAGAUGACAGGUCUUAGAACCAGUCAGAGUGGUACACGUGGACUAUUGAGUAACAACAAUAACAGCGGCAAUAGUAACAAUAUGUCUGGUAUGCUAUCAAAUUUAAAAACUAAUAAUAAUAACAAUAAUGGAUAUCCAUCUUAUUUACCAAACAUCAAUAAAUCAUCGAAUCUAGCCAACAAUCAAUCUAUAAACAAUAGUAAUCAUAGUAAUAUUAAUAGUAUGGGAGGUCCUACCAAGCCAGUGGUAGUUGGUCCAUCGCAAUCCGGUUCAUCCAGUGGUCGCCAACUGAGUUACUCAUCCUCGCAGAUCCAACAACUUUCUCAAUCUGGAAAUCCACAGUCCAGCCAACGCCAAACAACAUCUACCAUAACAAACAAUCGACUUGCAGUAUCAAAAUCUUCACCAACUGGAACAAAUUCACCUAAUAAUCCAAGUAAACUAUUCAUGCAAUCUACACCUUACCAACCACAAUCAUCUUCAUCUCUGAGAAUGUCACCUACCAAUCCAAUACCAAAGGUACCUUCGAUUUACCAAAACUCAAUGCGUGAAAUGUCACAAUCGCCAACAACUUUUGCUGGUAAUCUCAGCAAUGGUAGUGACUCUCCAACCAACAAUAUCAACAAUAAUAACACUCCGUUGCUCUUCCAGGAACCAAUGAAUUGGAAUGUAACUUCACAGUUUGGAACAAUAAAUUCUUCGCACAAGAACAAUAUCCAAAACGCAUCGUAUGUGCCAGCACACAACAUCAUAGAGUGUCUCAAGAGAAUCACUCACUCCGUUGCCAUAUUCUCACAUGAGAUCGCACCUGACAACCGUCUGAAACUGAACAACUACCUACUGUUACUCUCAGUUCCCAGUGCAGAUGCACAAUUCAACAUUCCAGCAUCACGUAAAAUACUGGCCAGCAUUGAUCUGCCACUCUUCCAAAUCGCUAAAUCCUAUCAGGCGCUAUACCAGCGAAUUUCACACCACCACGCUGCCAUGGAAGAUAAUCUGUUGUCGGUUGGCGAGACCUAUUUCGAUGACAAUGAGAUUAUGAAUUUAAUUUCCUUCAGCGAUACAUACCAGCCAAUUGAAGAGUUGUAUGAAAGUGUUGUACAAGACGUCCAACAACACCGUGAAGUCUUGCUCAACAAGAAGGAAUCGUUAGAGUCAAGUCUGACCGAUCCAAAUCUGAUUGGCGGCCUCAAUGUGCUCUCCACACCAGAGAACAACGCUCACUUGGAACAAACCAGAAACGAUACUGCCAAGAUACUCGAUAGUUUCGCACCUCUAGAGUCUGCACUCUCCAACAUUGAAUCGCGUCUGCGUGCUAUCAACAAAGAACUUUCAUUGGUCAACAAGAUCCUGACAAUGUUGGAAGUAUUAUACUAUGUACAUAUUCAAAGUUGGAAACCAAUCAUUGAGAAACACCAACGUCUCGUUCAAAACUACCUGGUCGAUAUCAUUCACCAAUCACUGGUGAACGCCGACAAGAUGGCAUUUUCCUACUCACUCUUGAAAUCAAACGGUGGAAAACGUUCAAUCGGCGGUGGAAAUCCUCAUGAGAACAGUGAGAACGACCAAUUCAUUGUCGAAGCCAAUGCCAAUCCAUUCGUAAACAAACUGACAGAGAUAUUGGAUAAAUAUGAAUCGAGCAAACAAUCGAUAUCACCAUCAUCCUCAUCGAUUGUGCCAAAGGAUCGAAAGAUCUUGGCUGUCUACCACUCGGAAUGCAUGGACCACGUCGUGCCAGAAGACCAUCCGGAAUCACCGAAACGUCUCAAUGCAGUGAUCAAAGCAAUCAAUGAGUAUGCCAAGCAAACGGAUCGACUCGUUAUAAAGGACGACCCAGAAGAGAUCUCGGACAAAUGGAUAUUGACUGUGCACUCACCCGACUACCUCAGACAACUCGAUGAAUUCACUGAGAAGUUGGAACCCAAUGAGAUUCGUCCACUCAAUGUCAACGACGGUGCCACUCAAGCUGGUGCUGGAAUCCAGUUUACUCCCGCAUCGGACGGCGAAGACGGCGAUACUUUUAUCUCAAAGAACUCAUUGAAGGCAGCAAAGCGUGCCGCUGGUGCAACGCUUGCUGCCGUAGACCAGGUUCUCAAAGGCGUGGUAUCGUCAGCUUUUGUGGCUGCGCGUCCACCCGGCCAUCAUGCCGGUCGUGAAGGACUUACCUCUGGUACCACCUCCCAAGGAUUCUGUCUACUCAACAACGUUGCCAUCGCUGCCAAGUACGCACAACUCAGGUACGGUGUCGAAAAGAUUGCCAUCGUCGACUUUGACGUGCAUCACGGCAACGGAACCGAAGAGAUUCUCGCUGGCGAUCCCGGCUUCCAAUUCCUCUCGAUCCACAUGUUCGAGGAGGGAUUCUAUCCCGGAAGUGGAGGUGGCGGUUCACACGGUGUCAUUUUGCCCAACGGAGAGACUCCCGAGCCACUGGAGAGCGAGCCAAACGUCGGACCACCAGUGAACAACAUUGUCAACAUCCCAAUGGAUCCAAAGAGCUCGGCAGGGUCAUUCAUCAAAGCAUUCUCGAUCAUCAUCGAGAAACUCAAUGAAUACCAACCAGAGUUGCUGUUGAUCUCCUGUGGAUUCGAUGCACACAUCGACGACCAUCUAGCAUCGCUCUGUCUACACGAAGAGAACUACAUAGAGAUCACCAAAAAACUACGUCAAGUCGCUGAUCAAUGGUGUCGUGGUAGACUGAUAUCCGUACUCGAAGGAGGAUAUAACAUAACAGCAUUAAGACAAUGUACAAUAGCCCAUCUUAUGGCAUUAACCGAAGAUUAA
Molecule: messenger RNA, 3333 nt
Organism: Heterostelium album PN500
Lineage: Eukaryota; Evosea; Eumycetozoa; Acytosteliales; Acytosteliaceae
Exons: 3
Coding region: 1-3333 (1110 amino acids)
Source: RefSeq, a predicted model, not a curated record